AUGGUUUAUCUAGAAAGUGGUAAGCUAUCAACUUCCUUCAAUGGCUACACAAUACGCAUGCGUGUUGGGUCUCUAGGGAACAUAGUGGGCUGUUCACUCCAUCUUCAUAAAGACGGAGAGGGGGGCUUUCUCGUGCGUGAUUCAAAACGCAUUUUGAAGUUAAAACUUGUUCAUAUUUUCCCAUCGUGUACAAUACCCCAGUUGAUAGCUCUUCCAUGGGAUUCUUCUCAGUUUGAGCUGCGAGUUAAUCAAACCGUUUACAGUAAGGGUCCGGUAUUGCUUUCAGCUGGAGAUGAGCUUCAGUUAUGUCUGCCAUGUGGAUGGUCAGAUGACCAUACCUUUGAAAUCACAGUUGCAUCUGCCAGUGGAGAAUGCAGCUCUUCGGGUGACUCGGCGCCGGAGAGCAAACACGUAAAGCCUCUAAAUGUAUCUUCGCAUAGCGAUCCUAUUAUAAUAGAGGUCCAAAAGGACACUGGCAAGGCGAACAUCGCGCUGCCAACGGCUUUAUGGUGCGAUAGUCAAAGAACCUUGACAACUGCUGCACGCGAAGAGUUUGUGAAGUGGAGCCACUUUUACGCAUAUCGCUACAAUAAUUUGUAUCGAAGCAUGAGUGACAUGGGUUCUUCGGCCUAUCUUUCUGAAACGGCGGCGGCGGCCAGUUCUUCAGCGCAUGAUUUUAUUCAAUACGUUCGACAUGGUAAUAGUCCUAUAGAGAUGAGAAACCUUCCUUCGAGUACCUCACAUGCAAUGACAAACCUGGACGCUUUUACCACGGCAGAAGGUGAGAAAGCUGGACGAUCAAUUUUUUUGAUCUCAGACGCGCCUUUACGGCAGAAGGGCUUACUAGAGCGCUGUUGUUGUAUGUGUCCCCUUCUUGGCGAUGUUUCAAAGGUGCGGAGCCGGAGGUCGUUGAAACCAAUUGAGAUUGAUCCGUCGCCUUGGCAGACCUACGUUAUGUCUCGUAUUUCCUAA
This is a messenger RNA of Phytomonas sp. EM1, 972 nucleotides long. The record is from the annotation of a GenBank genome assembly. Lineage: Eukaryota; Euglenozoa; Kinetoplastea; Trypanosomatida; Trypanosomatidae.